AUGUCAGUGCAGCGUGCAGCGUCAUUCGUCUCGGUGAAGAGUAGGCGAAGGAUACUUCUUUGCCAGGAUACGUUUCGCGAGGAGACGGCGUAACGACGUACGCUCAAAUUGCCAAUCGCCCCGCACGAUACGUCCAUCAAUUGUCGCUCGCCCUCGGGCGCAGCGUUGCGGAAUACCACCGAGUGGCAACUAGUGGUCGGGAUGUCCGACAAGGAAUUCGGUUUGUUCGGUUGAGCGUGAGUGCACCUGGAGCUCAACACAUGGUGCAUCAAGCUGUAGCGCCAAAUGAAUGACAAUUGGGGAAAGAAUCGACAGAAAAAUAUGGCCGUCCUGAGGGUGACUUUCGCGCUACUGGGAGCGACGGCUUACAUAUUUCACGGAGAUCCAUCCGGUUCCGGAGUUGGUGCCAUAGCUGGAACCAGCCCGCAGAACGCGGUGGGGGAUAUCCAGAAGUUGACUCACUCUACGGAGAAGACGUACUUUCCAGACGUUUCGCCAAAAAACGUGACAGCAAUCGCGGGUCAGUCUGUCGUGUUGCGUUGUCAAGUCAAGCAUCCUGGCGAACGGACGGUGUCCUGGAUGCGCAAGCGGGAUCUCCACAUUCUGACUUCCUCGAUCUUCACCUACACCACUGACCAGAGGUUCGCCGUUAUUCAUCCGGAGGCCUCAGAUGAUUGGGACCUUGAAAUAGAAUAUGUUCAGCAGAGAGAUGCCGGGAUUUACGAGUGCCAGGUGAACACUGAGCCGAAGAUUCACUUGGCCAUUAUGCUCAACGUUCAAGACGCUCAAGCCAAGAUUUGGGGUCCCGAGGAAGUUUACGUUAAGAAGGGAAGCACCAUCAGCUUGACGUGUACCGUCAACGUUCAGGCCGCCCCACCAAGCAGCGUCUUGUGGUAUCAUGCCGGUGUCGUGAUUGACUUUGACGGCCCUAGGGGUGGAGUAUCCUUGGUUACGGAGAAGUCGGAGGCCGGUACAACGAGUAAACUGCUGGUUACCAAGGCCGAGCUGAGUGACAGCGGGAACUAUUCGUGCGUGCCGAAGAACGCAGCUUCCGCAAGCGUCGUCGUCCACGUUCUGAACGGUGAGCAUCCGGCCGCCAUGCAGCACGGUGGGGGCUGCGGAAUUACGCCGAAACUUCUCCUCGCCUUGCUCACCCCCUUCGUUGGGAAUAUGCUGAGAUGAGCGAUCCGGGGGUAAACCGACCGUAAUUCUCGCCGUCAGCUCGAUUGAAACCAAUUGAAAUCCAAUCGACCUGAACUGAAGCUACGUGACUCGGGUGUGUACAGUGUACCAAAGUGUAUAUUCAAAUGAUUGUGAUUAACGGCAAAUUGCACGGAAGGUGUCCGCCACCGUGAUUUAGGAGGUUCGCGUGGCGGUGACUUAGCGAUGCUAAUGAAAGCCUACUAAACUGUAACGAACCCGCAGAUCGGACAGUGAUAAAAAAAGAGAGAGAGAAGAGAUAAAGAAACUCUUCAUUGUUUACCGGUAAUCAAAAGUGCGCGUGAAUCCGAGGAACGAUGGAGAUUAGUAAUUACACAGGUAUUGUAAUUUGCACGCGAUCCAGUGAAAUAUUAUACAUAGUUAUAUGUAUGUAUAUCAACGAUCAACGGAAGAGUCCGUUUUAAAUCGAAUUUUUUCAUUUUAUUUCAUCUUUAUUUAUCCUUGUUAUUCCCAGUGUAAAAUUUAUA
Messenger RNA from Diprion similis, 1688 nucleotides. RefSeq names its product zwei Ig domain protein zig-8-like. Lineage: Eukaryota; Metazoa; Arthropoda; Insecta; Hymenoptera; Diprionidae. The transcript has 6 exons. Gene Ontology annotation, biological process: synapse organization. The record is from RefSeq and is a predicted model, not a curated record. Bases 286 to 1182 code for a protein of 298 amino acids. Gene Ontology annotation, cellular component: neuron projection membrane.